This is a messenger RNA of Enterobius vermicularis (human pinworm), 1515 nucleotides long. The record is from the annotation of a GenBank genome assembly. NCBI's taxonomy places the organism in Eukaryota, Metazoa, Nematoda, Chromadorea, Rhabditida, Oxyuridae.
CUGGUUAAUUUAUCGUACUGUAUUCGCUACAGUUUUAGGUAUGACCCCACUACUUUGCUAGAUUCUAUUGGUGAAGCGCGCAAAGCGCUAGAUCUAUUUUUAAAUAAUAAGUUUGAGGAAGCCGAAGGAAUGAUAAUGUUUUUCUUUUUUGAGGUGGCAAAAUGCUCUUUUUUUUUAGAAGAACUACACGCUGAAUUAUGCUAUGCAGAGCUUCUUCUUUUCCACGCUGUCCUCACCUUUCUUCACGACGAAAGUCUAACGAAUUUCAUCCGCGGUGCUUUUCGAAUUCGUUCUUGCUUUCAAUCAUUUCGCGAGUGCCAGAAAUUACUAAGAUGUAAUAUUUGGUCAAAUCGGGACAUACGUGUUAAGAAUCAGUUUGAAUCGGGGACUCACCUUGGCGUUGGCACUUUUAACCUUUUAUUAUCGACACUUCCCGCUCGAAUACUGAGACUUCUAAAAAUUGUUGGCUAUUCGGGCGACAAGGUAAGGAAUACGGGUAUGUGCGAGUUGUUUGCUGGUGUUGCAAUGCCAGGCACGCUACGGGCGACAUUGUGUUCGCUGGUAUUGUUAACGUGGCAUCUGUUUGCAACGUUUUUUAUUGGAGGUGAGUCACCGGACAUUGGACUCUGUAACCGGCUGCUAAAACCAUUGAAAAAGCGCUAUCCCCAGGGCGCUAUAAUAUGCUUCUUAGAGGCAAGACUGGAAUUGGCAGUCGGCAAUAGUAAGGCAGCAGUAGAGUUGUAUGAGAGGUCAAUUAAUUCACAAAGUCGAUAUCCGCAGAUUCAUCACGUUUGCUACUGGGAGUUAGUUUUUGUGCAUUCUUUUCUGCACAGGUGGGUUGAAGCGAUUUUGUAUUCAAGGAGGCUCAAAAAUGAAAGUAAUUGGUCUCCAUGUGUGUAUUCCUACUUAUUAGCAGUAUUGCUCAGUGCAGGCGAAAAGUCGGAGGCAAAGAAAAAAGAGAUCCACGAAUUACUCCUAAAAGUGCCACAGCUUAUGAUUCGAGUUUCCGGCAAAUCAAUACCACUGGAAAAAUUUUGUGCUAGGAAGUCGGACCGUUUUGGACGAUGUGGUUCUAUUUUUCUGGCCCACUAUGAAUUCUUAUAUUUAUUGAGCGGAUUUUCGAUUAUUUCAUCCAAUGCGAAAAUAAUUGAAUCGACGAUGGAGGAUAUUGACCGUGAAUUUAAAAUUGCUGUAGAUUGUGAUGACAAGAGCCUGUACUACUUAUUAAAAGGAGUUUGUUUACGGUAUUUGGGAAGGAUGGGAGAUGCUGAUAUUUGCUUCAAACAAGUCUUAGAGCAGGAAGGAGACUUAGUCGAUCAUAAACACCUGCCGCCAAAUGCUACUUUUGAGAUGGCACUUCUGAGGAUAAAACAGAACAAAAGGAAGGAAGCAGAAGAGUUGCUGGCAAAAGCGCGUUCCUACAAAGGUUACAUGUUAGAAAAUCGACUACACCUUCAGAUCCAUAGCGCCACGGAAGCUAUAGGCGUUUGCACACCGCUUUCGCCCACGUUCUGA